AUGGCGAACAGGAUGAUCAAAUACAAAGAGAGAGAAAGGAGGGAAAUGAAGGGAAUUGACGUGUUUAACACUGUGUUUGGAUGGAUGAAAGAUUCAAGAUGGAGAAAAAAGUGCUGUGCUACGCACACGACCACCGCUAAAAACUCCAACUCCAACUCUCUCACAUAUAUGCGUGCCCCACACUGGCUAGGCCCUACAAGCAACAAAAGCUUGAUCAACCGAGCUCGAAGCCAACUGUUGAUUCAGAAAAACAGAAGGGAGGCAAUUACAAGGCAAUCACGAGCCGAUAUCGCUCAACUCCUCAUGUAUGGCCAACAUGAUGAUGCUUUAGCCAGGGUCGACCAACUGCAUAAUGACCAGUGUAUUUUAUCCGCAUACAAUCAAAUCGAUAUCUACUAUGAAACGGUCCAUGCCAAUCUCCGUGAAAUUGGCAGCCGGAGUAAGUUGUCUCAUGAAGUUGUUGAAGCAGUUUCGAGUUUGGUAUUUGCUGCCUCAAGAUGUGGCGAAUUGCCAGAGUUGAACAGGAUAAGAUCUCUGUUCAGAAAACAUUUCGGUAAUGAGUUUGAGAGAGUCAAUGUGGAAUUACAACCUGGGAAUUUUGUGGACUCCCAGAUAAAAUACAACCUAGGUUUUAAUUCCGUAUCGGAUGAUGUGAAGCUUCAAAUGACCAACGAAAUAGCCAGAGAGUGCACUCUAUGCCUGCAGCCUGAUCAAAUAAGUCAAGAGAACUUUGUGCCACAAUAUGAAUCUUUGGAUUCGAGAAUCGGAGAUGUUAGGGAUAGCAACGGGAAGCAUCAAAGGCAAGCUUCAAAAAUCAACGAUAUGGUGUGGAGAAUUGGGUCGAAAAUUUCCAAGUCGGGUUCCAGGAAUUUGAUUUCAAAACGGUGUGAUCCUAAUGAUAUUUCAUCAGAAAGUUCACCUCCAAUUCAAGACACGUCGACUGUCUACCUCGAUGACCCUAAAGACGAGUCAUCAAGGACUGAAGAUGUCAAUGGGAGGAAUGUGGCUAAGGGUUUGGGUUCACAGAAUAGGACUGUGAGCUCUAAGGGUAAUAAUAAUGUGAAGAAGAAUUUAGCCCAGAGAUGCGGUGCUUCAAUCAAAACAGACGCGGCGUAUGGACAACACUAUGGAUCGCUUUACAAGAACCAAAUGAGUGAUCAAACCAUGUUGAUCAAAGAAGGCCUUUCAAGGAGCAAGACUUAUAAUGGAAGAAGACUCGAACGGAACGAAGACUCGAAGCCUCGGUUAAGCUACGUGCACCCGAAGCUUCCAGACUAUGAUGAGUUAGUGGCCACAUUUACAGAAUACAAGGAAGAGUACAUGAAGAGCAAUUCCAAUGACAGAACUCUUUCUAAGUGGAUGCGGUUGUUUUGA
This is a messenger RNA of Rhododendron vialii, 1374 nucleotides long. RefSeq lists its product as uncharacterized. NCBI's taxonomy places the organism in Eukaryota, Viridiplantae, Streptophyta, Magnoliopsida, Ericales, Ericaceae. Gene Ontology annotation, biological process: protein transport. The transcript is spliced from 5 exons. Bases 1 to 1374 code for a protein of 457 amino acids. The record is from RefSeq and is a predicted model, not a curated record.